GGAUUUCAUCAGAGAAUGGCGGCGCCGUCGUCCCUCGCCUCCUCCCAGCUCUCCCGCCUCGCCGACCUCCGCCGCGCCGCCGCUGCCCCGGCUCCGGCCCCGCAGCACCACCAGCUCCGCCUCGGAUGCUCCCGCCGCCGCGCGCAGCGCCUCGUCGCCAUGGCUGGAUCCGGCAAGUUCUUCGUCGGAGGCAACUGGAAGUGCAAUGGAACAAAGGAAUCCAUUAGCAAGCUUGUAUCUGAUUUGAAUGCCGCCACAAUUGAAAACGAUGUAGAUGUUGUGGUAGCACCGCCAUUCAUUUAUAUCGAUCAGGUCAAGAGUUCACUGACUGAUCGCAUUGAGGUGUCUGCUCAGAAUACAUGGAUUGGGAAAGGAGGUGCUUUCACUGGAGAGAUCAGCGCAGAGCAAUUGGUGGACAUUGGCUGCCAAUGGGUUAUUCUUGGUCACUCGGAGCGUAGACACGUUAUCGGUGAAGAUGAUCAGUUCAUUGGGAAGAAGGCUGCAUAUGCCUUGGGCCAAAAUCUUAAGGUUAUGGCAUGUAUAGGAGAACUGUUGGAAGAGAGGGAAGCAGGGAAAACUUUUGAAGUCUGUUUUAAGCAGUUGAAGGCUUUUGCAGAUAACAUUACAAACUGGACAAACGUGGUAAUUGCCUAUGAGCCUGUGUGGGCUAUUGGAACCGGAAAAGUUGCUUCUCCUGAGCAAGCUCAGGAAGUUCAUGCUGCUGUCCGAGAUUGGUUGAAAACCAAUGUAUCACCUGAUGUUGCUUCUGCCGUUAGAAUAAUCUACGGAGGUUCUGUAAACGCAGCGAAUUCUGCAGAGCUAGCAAAGAAGGAAGACAUUGAUGGCUUCCUUGUUGGCGGCGCUUCUUUGAAGGGUCCGGACUUUGCCACCAUUUGCAACUCGGUGACAUCCAAGAAAGUUACAGCCUGAUGGAGAGAGAUACUUGUGGAAGAAAUAAGCAAUCUGAUACCGAGAGGCAGCUUGGCUACUGCGUCACUCAGAAAGCCUGAGAUAGGUGCUCCGUGUGAACUGUGAUCGUGUUGAGUAGUGGUCUUGUUCUGCUGCUGAUUCGUAGCACGGAAAGAGAAUAAUGGGACGGACGACAUGGCACCAUUUUCCUUCUCAUGGAACUUUUGUUAAGAGACUGGAGUUUACUUGCUGUGUGUGACGGAGUGAGCUGCCACACUCACACCUGGACUAAUGUAUCCGAUAUAUGUGGAUUUCCGUGGUCUCAAGGCCCAGUGGCACUGUGUGAGCUGUACCAGGGCACUUAAAUUGCGAUCAGCGCCUUAAUAGCUAUGAUUUUCUUGAACAAA
Lolium rigidum is the source of this 1316-nucleotide messenger RNA. RefSeq names its product triosephosphate isomerase, chloroplastic-like. Gene Ontology annotation, cellular component: cytosol. The record is from RefSeq and is a predicted model, not a curated record. NCBI's taxonomy places the organism in Eukaryota, Viridiplantae, Streptophyta, Magnoliopsida, Poales, Poaceae. The transcript has 9 exons. Gene Ontology annotation, biological process: glycerol catabolic process; glycolytic process; gluconeogenesis. The coding region runs from base 16 to 930 and encodes 304 amino acids. Gene Ontology annotation, molecular function: triose-phosphate isomerase activity.